Messenger RNA from Talaromyces proteolyticus, 1566 nucleotides. Its product is annotated as cytochrome P450 61. The record is from RefSeq and is a predicted model, not a curated record. The transcript is spliced from 4 exons. Lineage: Eukaryota; Fungi; Ascomycota; Eurotiomycetes; Eurotiales; Trichocomaceae. Gene Ontology annotation, biological process: sterol metabolic process. Gene Ontology annotation, molecular function: oxidoreductase activity, acting on paired donors, with incorporation or reduction of molecular oxygen; iron ion binding; heme binding. Bases 1 to 1566 code for a protein of 521 amino acids.
AUGGAUUUUUCUUCUAACAGUAUAUUACCCACUUUCCAAAUAUUCCAUCCUUCUGGAAUCAUCGGAUCGAUAGGCAACGAUGCCUCAAUUUGGAAGAUCCUGUUGACAGUUCUUGUCGUAGCUGUUGUAUAUGACCAGUUAAAAUACAUCAUGUUGAAGGGUUCAAUCGCUGGUCCAUCAUGGAAAAUCCCAUUCAUGGGGCCAUUUCUGGAGUCCAUGGACCCAAAAUUCGACGCUUAUAUGGCCAAGUGGAGGAGCGGCGAGCUGAGUUGCGUGUCCAUUUUCCACAAGUUUGUCGUCAUCGCUUCGACGCGCGAGAUGUCGUCCAGGAUCUUCAACUCUCCUAUGUUCGUGAAGCCCUGUGUCGUCGACUCUGCACAUAAGCUUCUAGGAAAGGACAAUUGGGUAUUUUUAGAUGGGAAAGACCAUGUUGAGUUUCGCAAAGGCUUGAAUCUCCUCUUUACACGCUCUGCCCUGGCUAGCUAUCUCCCGCGUCAAGAAGAGGUGUUUGAUGAGUAUAUCGAGCGUUUCGUCACACGGUCGGCAGCCAACAAGUAUAAGCCACUUCCUUGGAUGCCUGAAUUUCGCAAGCUCAUGUGCACUGUAUCCUGUCGCACAUUUGUCGGGCAUUACAUCUCCGAUAGUGCGCUGGACAAGAUCGCCCACGACUACUACCUUAUCACUGCUGCUCUUGAACUGGUCAACUUCCCCAUUAUCCUUCCAUUCACAAAAAGCUGGUACGGCAAAAUGGCAGCCGACCUUAUCCUUCGAGAAUUUACCCAAUGUGCUGCCAAAAGCAAAUUACACGUGGCCAGUGGUGGUGAGAUCACCUGUAUUAUGGAUGCCUGGGUGAAAGCCCAACAAGACUCGGCAACAUACUGGAAGAACAUGGCCGCAGGGAUUCCAUGUGAGAAGCCGGUUCAGUUGCUGCGUGAAUUUACCAAUUACGAGAUUGCACAAACCGUCUUUACCCUCCUAUUUGCAUCGCAAGACGCUAACAGUGCUGCCACUACCUGGCUCUUUCAGCUUAUGGCUGACCGUCCUGAAAUAUUAAACAGGCUCCGCGAAGAGAAUCUACAGGCCCGUAACGGCGAUCGUGAUGCGCGGUUAACCAUGGACCUGUUCGAGAGACUACCAUAUACGCGCGCAGUAGUGCGAGAGACCCUGCGCUACCGCCCACCAGUGAUACUGGUCCCGUACAUGGCGAAGAAGGACUUCCCAAUUACCGAGAACUACACGGUUAGAAAGGGAUCGAUGGUUCUACCGUCUGUAUGGCCAGCUACUCAUGACCCCGAAGUCUACCCGAAUCCCGAUUCAUUCGAUCCGGAUCGGUGGAUCACCGGGACAGCUGAACAGCAUCCGAAGAACUUUCUAGUAUUUGGAACUGGACCGCAUCAUUGUUUAGGACAGACCUAUGCCCAGAUGAAUCUAAUGGCCAUGAUCGGGAAAGCCAGCCUGGCGUUGGACUGGGAGCACCAUACUACGCCGGAGUCAGAAGAUAUAAAGGUUUUCGCUACGAUAUUUCCAAAGGAUGACUGCCUUCUUACCUUCCGUCGCCGAACUUAG